UGUCCCUGUCCGGCCGCAGCAAACCCAAUGCGCGUCAUGUCAAGCCAAUGAAGACUCGUGAGGAUCUUUUGCGGCUGAGAUUGGCCACAUUCUCACAAUGCCCGAGAUCGCCGACCAAGACGGACAAGUCGGCAUGGCGCCUUGCCUUUCUGACCAUCUAG
Molecule: messenger RNA, 161 nt
Organism: Cladophialophora immunda
Lineage: Eukaryota; Fungi; Ascomycota; Eurotiomycetes; Chaetothyriales; Herpotrichiellaceae
Exons: 1
Source: RefSeq, a predicted model, not a curated record